This is a messenger RNA of Daldinia decipiens, 837 nucleotides long. Its product is annotated as carbohydrate esterase family 1 protein. Lineage: Eukaryota; Fungi; Ascomycota; Sordariomycetes; Xylariales; Hypoxylaceae. The record is from RefSeq and is a predicted model, not a curated record. Gene Ontology annotation, cellular component: extracellular region. Bases 1 to 837 code for a protein of 278 amino acids. Gene Ontology annotation, molecular function: hydrolase activity. The transcript has 2 exons.
AUGCUAUUCUCCGUACUCGUUUUGACGGGCCUUAUGGCCAGCACGGCCAUGGCGGCCUCGCUUACGUACGUCUAUAAGCCGGACAAUGUGGUUGAGAACCCGCCGCUAGUAGUUGUUAUCCAUUCGUGCCAGUCGUCAGCGCAGUCGUACUUCCAAAACAGCGCGAUUCCGUGGCGCCAGGGUUCCGACAAAAAGGGCUACAUCACCGUCUGGCCAUCCUCUCCUAACAGCGGUACUUGCUGGGAUGUAUCAUCUAAGCAGUCCUUGAGUCAUCUUGGUGGUGGUGACUCCCAAGCCAUCGCAAACAUGAUCUUAUACGCUAUCUCCGAGUACAAGGUUGACCCCGAACGGGUCUACGUCACCGGCGGCAGCAGCGGUGCUAUGAUGUCCAACGUACUUGCUGCCACGUACCCGGAGCUUAUCAAAGCCGUGUCCCUGUACAGCGGCGUGGCCGCAGGAUGUUUUGUCAGCUCGUCCGGCGGUGUCGACCAAUGGAAUAACAGCUGCAGUGGCGGACAAUCGCAAGCCACUCCCGAGAAGUGGAAGCAGGUAGUGUUGGACAUGUACCCCGGAUAUGACGGACCGAGACCCAAGAUGCAGAUCUGGCACGGUAGCGCCGACGGCACAUUGGCGCCGCAGAACUAUCAGGAGGAGAUCAAGCAGUGGACUGCCGUCUUCAACGUCAGCCAGGAACCUACGGAAUCCGUGCAAAACUCCCCCAAGCAGGGAUAUACAACGAACAACUUUGGUGACUCUGUCCAGGGUAUCUACGCACAAGGUGUAGGUCACAGCGUGCCGUCCAAUCUGACAGCUAGUGAGAUAUGGUUCGGGUUGUGA